AUGCAGUCCCGAAGCCUUCUCAUCUUGCUCUCGGCCCUGGCCGUCACGUCUGCCUCUCCGCUGAGACGACGACUAUGCGCUGACAACGGCACGGCCACUGAGCCCGCGGCGCCAUCUUCUACAGUCAGCGUCGCCUACACUCUGCCCAGCACCGGUGGCGCCACUACACUACCGUCACCUGGCGACGCGACGCUGAAGCACAUCGCCGUCGGCCACGGCAUCCAGAACUACACCUGCACAGCACCCGGCGCCAACGCAACCUCGCUUGGGGCCCUGGCGGUCCUGUGGGACGUCACAAGCCUGUACCCUGGCUCAGGCACGGCCGCCCUCUCCGACGCCGACUGGACGGCGCUGCCCCCCAAGGUCCUGCGCACGACGGACCUGCCGCUCAACCUAGCCGACGCCGCCAGCUCAGACGCGGCCGACGUGGCGAACCCGUUCCCGGCGCCCGCGAGCCUGACGGUCGACGGGCUGGCGGCGCCGCUCGCCUUCCUGGGCCACCACUUCUUCAGCGACACGAACGUGCCGACCUUCGACCUGUCGGGCGACACGGCGCAGGUGCAGCUGUUCUCGGGCAAGAAGGACCUGGGCAUCACGGCGCCCGCCGACUCGGACCGCGGCCUGACCGACACGGGCGCCGUCGACUGGCUCGCGCUCAGCGACAAGGGCGGCAGCGAGAACCUGAGCCUCGUCUACCGCGUCGUCACGGCCGGCGGCCAACCCUCCGCCUGCACCGAGACGGGCCAGACCGAGAGCGUGGCGUACGCCGCCCAAUACUGGUUCUACUAG
Molecule: messenger RNA, 789 nt
Organism: Anthostomella pinea
Lineage: Eukaryota; Fungi; Ascomycota; Sordariomycetes; Xylariales; Xylariaceae
Source: the annotation of a GenBank genome assembly